UGUUGUAGCCCAGUGCAGUGAGGGGUGACAGUGAGGGGCAGGCAGCCUUUUUGUGUACGCUGCUCCUCUGCCCGGUAGUCACUGACUGUCAGCCUCUCUUCUUUGUUCCUGUGGCCCCGCCCCCCGGCUUUAGCGCCUCCCAUUGGCUGGAGGUGACUGGAGGGGACACGCUGCUCGGGCUCCAGCAGUCGGGCUCCAGCUCCUGCCAUUGUUAGCAGCCCCGGGGCCCCGUCCACCUCCUCCGCCUCCUCCGCUCACCAUGCCCGGGAAAGCCGCCUGUACCGGAGCCGCCAUGCUGAGGUCCUGCAGAGACAUGGAGGAGCUGAUCGUGGAGCUGCGAUUGUUUCUGCAACUUCUGGACCACGAAUAUCUCACGACAACAGUUAAAGAGAAAAAGACUGUCAUAAGCAACAUUUUGCAAAGGAUACAGUCAUCCAAAGAACUGGAGUUGAAGAACCAUGUGCACAAAGCGGAGACAUCGAGCAACGUACCUGCCCCUCCACAAAUGCCUCUCCCAGAAAUCCCCCAGCAGUGGUUGCCUCCAGACAAUGGACCCCCGCCUUUGCCAACGUCAUCACUUCCAGAAGGGUACUAUGAAGAAGCUGUGCCUCUAAGCCCUGGUAAAGCCCCUGAAUACAUAACUUCCAAUUAUGAUUCUGAUGCGAUGAGCAGUUCAUAUGAAUCUUAUGAUGAAGAAGAGGAAGAUGGAAAAGGGCAGAAAAAGAGACUUCAGUGGCCGUCUGAAGAAGCCUCUAUGCACCUUGUAAAGGAUGCUAAGAUUUGUGCGUUCCUAUUACGGAAGAAAAGAUUUGGGCAGUGGACUAAACUUUUGUGUGUCAUUAAAGAAAACAAACUAAUGUGCUACAAAUCCUCCAAGGAUCAGCAGCCACAGAUGGAGUUACUUUUGAACGGCUGCUCAGUCUCCUAUGUACCAAAGGAUGGGAAAAAGAAAAAGCACGAACUGAAGAUUACUCAUCAGGGAACAGAUGCUCUGGUCCUCGCCGUCCAAAGUGAGGAACAGGCCGAACAAUGGCUGAAGGUGAUUAAGGAAGUAUGCAGUAGUUUCAGUGGGACUGUGGACUCGGACGGACCCUCUUCAAGUUCUCCUGUUCCAAAGACAGAACUAGAAAAGAAAUUGUCAGAGAAGCCAAGCUCAGACGGAGAGUGUAAUGUCGAGAAUGGCACGGCAAUUGUCAAUGGCAAGGAGCCCCUGAAGAGAAAGAAAAGUGGCACAAAAGCCGAGCCGAAAGGUACAGUCACCAAAGUAACGGGAAAGAAAAUAACAAAAAUCAUUGGCCUGGGGAAGAAGAAACCAAGCACGGAUGAGCAGACAUCAUCGGCAGAAGAAGAUGUUCCAACGUGUGGUUACCUAAAUGUCCUUAGCAACAACCGGUGGAGAGAGCGGUGGUGCCGGGUCAAGGACAAUAAACUCGUCUUUCAUAAAGACAGGACAGAUCUUAAGACGCACAUAGUCUCCAUACCUCUGAGAGGGUGUGAAGUCAUCCCAGGCCUGGACUCCAAGCAUCCUCUGACUUUCCGUCUUCUCCGUAAUGGACAGGAGGUGGCCGUGCUAGAGGCUUCAUCUUCUGAAAACAUGGGCAGGUGGAUAGGAAUCUUACUGGCGGAAACAGGUUCUUCUACCGAUCCCGGAGCUCUGCACUAUGACUACAUUGAUGUGGACACCACAGCAAAUGUAAUCCAGACAGCCAAGCAGUCUUUCUGUUUCAUGAACAGAAGAGUAAUAUCCACAAACCCCUAUCGUGAAGCCCCCACAAAUGGCUAUUCAUGUCCCAGCGGAGUAGCUCUUCACUACGAUGAUGUCCCAUGCAUCAAUGGAUUUUGGAGGCCGGAGGAGGAUUAUUUCCACAGGCUCAGAGGAGAAGAGGUUCACUAUGAUGAUCCAGAUGUGUACGAUAACUUACCAUCUCCAAAAAUCUUUGCGCCAAACCCAUCGGCCGACAAAAAGCCCAAUAGGUUCUCCUCUGAGAAACUUUCUCCUAACCACUACAAAUCUCCUGUCUCAUCCAGUCUAUCCUCUCAGUCUGUCACUAACAACUCUCCUACUCUGGGGAGGGCGUCUGCCGGCUCCUCUUCUCAGCUCAAGAGCAAGAAGCCUCCUACUGCGUCCAAUGGGAUCGCGUCAAAAUCUAGAAUAGCCACCAACCAGCAAAGGAAGCAGAGUCCGGCCAAUACCAUAAAGCGCAAUAACUCCAAUACCGAUCAGUACAAAUACGGGAAGAACAGAGUGGAGGCCGAUGCUAAGAAAUUACAGCAGAAAGAGGAGGAACUACUGAAAAAGAAAGAAGCCCUGAGGAACCGAUUGGCCCAACUCCGGAAAGAGAAGCGGGAUACUAAAGCUGCCAUUGAUGCUAAUGCAGGGAGAAAAUCUCAGGCAAUGCUGGAGGACAAGUUAAAGAAACUGGAGGAAGAGUGUAAAGUGAAAGAGGGCGAGCGGGUCACCCUUGAGCUGGAGCUUACAGAGGUGAAAGAAAAUCUGAAGAAAGCCAUGGCAGGUGGAAUUACUCUUGGUCUCGCUAUAGAACCCAAGACUGGGACGUCAAGACAACAGUCUCCAGUUCUUCGACAUCGGACGGUGGAGAACUCGCCCAUCUCCAGCUGUGACACGAGUGAUGCAGAAUGCUCUCUACCAGUUAACAGCGCUGCAGCAUUAAAGAGACAUCCAGCUGCAAAUAACUCCCCUGUACGGGGCCACGUGCUGCGGAAGGCCAAGGAGUGGGAGCAGAAAAAUGGCACAUAAGCUGGAACACUUCAUCCUGUGACCUGUAUAUCAGCCUUAAAUAGCACGGACCAAGAGACCGAACUACACAGUAUUUUUAUACAAGGGUACUGAGCACACAGCGUGUUAUAUAAAGUUCUCCUAUAGCCGAGCAGCUGUGAGCGGCUUUUUCUCAGAGGACCUAUCACCGUGUCAUGUGAUCUGCGAUUGCGCGGCCUCCUUGUUUUUUUUUUUUUUUUGUUAUCUGGCCAGCUGAUCACUCACUAAAACACCUCGGCUAACCGUCCGUGUCUCCAGUAUCCUGUCACAUGCACAUACACCUUCAAUCACAUUCCAAUGUUUUCAUUGCUCUUGUCUGCCCCUGCUGUCUGAUGUGAUGAAUUGCAUGUAGACUUUUUUUUUUGUGACAAAACCUGGCAGUUUUUCACCGAAUAUCAAGAAUUCUCAUGAAUCGCGGUCCUGCACCUUUCCACUCUUUAUUGCACAAUAUAUUACUUUUCUUAAGCUUGCCGCGGAUUACUUCUUCCCCAUUCCAAACUUCAUCCUCCUUGUUAUAUAUAUAUAUAUCCCCUUUCUGAGAUUGAAAAUGGCUACAAGAUGUAUAGGUUUUUAUAGAGGGUUGACCAGGAUCGGAAAAAUAUAUGUCUGCUUUAAUUCAGAAACAGCACCACUCCUGUGCACAGGUUGUGUUUGGUAUUGCAGUUUAGCCUCCUCCGUUGGCUGUAGUGAAGGUGAACUGCAAUACCUAUAUACAACCCAUGGACAGGUAUGGCACUGUUCAUGGGACAAGGUAGCCAUGUUUUUUCUGAUUCUUUAGUAAAUCGUAAGAGGCAAGCGUAGUGUCACAAUGGAUGUCUAACUUCCUCUACC
This is a messenger RNA of Hyla sarda, 3607 nucleotides long. RefSeq names its product actin filament associated protein 1 (gene AFAP1). Bases 260 to 2758 code for a protein of 832 amino acids. The record is from RefSeq and is a predicted model, not a curated record. Lineage: Eukaryota; Metazoa; Chordata; Amphibia; Anura; Hylidae. The transcript is spliced from 18 exons. Gene Ontology annotation, cellular component: cytosol. Gene Ontology annotation, molecular function: SH3 domain binding; SH2 domain binding.